AUGUUUACGUUUGUUGUAACAAGCUAUGGCAAUGGUGGCAUGAAUGGCGGUGACGGUGGCGGCGGAAACGACUACGGCGGUGACGGCAAUGGUGAGGACGACUACGGAGGUGGUGGUCGUGGUGAUCGUGCUUAUGGAGGCCGUGGCGGUGGCGGCCGUGGAGGUGGCGGUCGUGGAGGUCGUGUUGGAAAUGAAGGCUAUGGCAAUGGUGGCGUGAAUGGCGGUGACGUUGGCGGCGGAUACGACAACGGCGGAAACGAUUAUGGCGGAGACGGCAACGGUGGAGACGACUACGGCGGUGACGGCAACGGUGAAGACGACUACGGAGGUGGUGGUCGUGGUGAUCGUGCUUAUGGAGGCCGUGGCGGUGGCGGCCGUGGAGGUGGCGGUCGUGGAGGCGGCGGCCCUGGAGGUCGUGUAGGAGGAGGG
This is a messenger RNA of Brenthis ino (lesser marbled fritillary), 429 nucleotides long. NCBI's taxonomy places the organism in Eukaryota, Metazoa, Arthropoda, Insecta, Lepidoptera, Nymphalidae. The record is from the annotation of a GenBank genome assembly.